GGGGCGUGGAUCAUCGUGGACGGGGGGUACCCGAAGAUCCCGCUUCUGAUCCCACCGAUCAAGACGCACAACACCGUCGAGGAGCACGAUUGGAGCAGGCGGUUGGAGAGCAUGCGCAAGGACAUCGAGUGUUGCUUCGGCAGAGUCAAGGGGCGCUGGAGGCUUUUCGGUGGUGACAUGUUGUUCUCCACACGACAGAAGGUUGACAACGCGUGGUUCACCGCGUGCAUCCUCCACAACAUGCUCCACAGCUUCAACCGCCUCGACGAGAUGGAGGAGGACGGCGUUUGGGUGGGGUCGGCAGGGAGGUUGGGGGAGGCGACGGCAGUGGCGGCGGCCAUGGACGUGGACGAGGAAAGCGAGACUCCGACUCCCGGCCUCGAAGAGUUUCGCAGGGAGCUCAUCGCGCACUUCACGUGCGCGUGGGAGAAAAAGGAGAUUUUGUGGUUUAAGAGGGCGGAGGUUUAGAAUCUACGUGGUAAAUGUAGUCGGUAAGGUAUGGGGGGGGGGGUUGUCUUGUUUUUUUUGGCGUGUAUGGGCGAACCAUAUAGUGUAUCUCUGUGUUGUGUGUUUCUCUUUGUCGUGCGUCCGAUAGGGUGAGGGCGUGAUUGCGUCUGUCACUUAUAUUAGCGGCAUGUGGCGAUCUUCUUUUGGUGUUCAGACGACGUUCUUUGUCUGAGCUCCAGCGGUAUCAGGGUAAGGGUAAGCGUUAGGUCCCGCGUGGUGUUUGAUUUUGGGUUGGGACACCCACCACGCCACCUGCGUCCCUCAGCUUCGUUUGACGAUCAUUUUGCUGUCGCGCACAGCAGUCACGUAGUCGGACUUUUUUUUCCAACACAGCAGUUGGUUCUCAUGGGGGCAGGCUGCCGCGCGUUGCUUUUGUUCUUGUUCUAUGUCGAACUACAGCCCGAAAUCCGCGAAGGUUCCUGACUUGCUGUUUUUCGUUCAGGCAGUCGUUGCGCUGUGUUUUGUUCUCCAUGUAGAUUUAGGCGCUUUUAUUUUCAAACAGCUUUUCGUUCGGCUUUCUGUCCAUAAUUCUGCCCUUCAUGCAUUGGGACAUUUUGGGUAGUUUUCCGAGGUUUGCUUUUGAUCAUGCUGAUGAAACAGUGGAUUGAGCGGGGGAGCGGCGCUCCUCGGAUCGUUGUGCUCGCGGCACAAAGAUUGAACAAGUCGCUUUCAACCAAAUGGAGUCUGACACUGAAAUUUGAUAUUGGAACUGCCUGUGGCAUCCGGAAGCACAAACAUGAUGGCGUGGAAAGGGUACACCGUACGGUGCACGACGGCAAAGCUAUGUGCUUCACCGUAAAUUAUGACAUCGCUCGAGCGGCCGAUAUAUCGGCCCCACUACACGUGUUUUACGAGAAAUAUGUUUGUUUCUGCCAAUUUCACAGAUACAGCGCGAAUACCGCGUCGUUGCUACCUCACUUUGGUAGACGUCGAAGCUUCCCAGACCCAAAUCUUAGCAACCACAAUCACGUACGCGCCUGAUGUUCCCAAAUGUUAGACCCACGUAUGAACCACCAGACAAGACGCCUUCGCCCUUCGAAUCAGCAGUACAACACUUGCCAUUCCAGUAGUAAUUAUGCAAAUACUGCUGCGUAUGCACAACCUCGAAAAGGCCAUGCCCCCUCUCAAACAAGUGCAUCUCCCGGCCAGCUUUUACAUGUCACGAUGCACCCCCCUCUCACACUCGGCCUUUCGACUCGGUUGAUCCUCUCAAACCUUGGACCCAUGUUGUCUCCUCCCUGGCAGUUCCAUGCCCAUAAGCGGUACCCCCCACACAACAAGCUAGUGCCGUGUUUAUGCAUUCAGAUCAACCUUCGAAGAUAAACACAUGAGCGACCUGGUAAACGACGAUGAAAGUCCUCUAUUCUUAUAGACAUGGUGUCAUAAGAACCCCCC
Ectocarpus sp. CCAP 1310/34 is the source of this 1902-nucleotide messenger RNA. NCBI's taxonomy places the organism in Eukaryota, Phaeophyceae, Ectocarpales, Ectocarpaceae. The record is from the annotation of a GenBank genome assembly.